Messenger RNA from Procambarus clarkii (red swamp crayfish), 1584 nucleotides. NCBI's taxonomy places the organism in Eukaryota, Metazoa, Arthropoda, Malacostraca, Decapoda, Cambaridae. The record is from RefSeq and is a predicted model, not a curated record.
AUGAUACGGAACAGGUGCCAUACUGACCAUACUGACACAGCAUACAUGCCAGUACAGCACCCGGGUGCCACGGCAUGCCAGUACAGCACCUGGGUGCCACGGCAUGCCAGUACAGCAUCCGGGUGCCAGUACAGCACCCGGGUGCCACGGCAUGCCAGUACAGCACCCGGGUGCCACGGCAUGCCAGUACAGCACCUGGGUGCCACGGCAUGCCAGUACAGCACCCGGGUGCCACGGCAUGCCAGUACAGCACCCGGGUGCCACGGCAUGCCAGUACAGCACCCGGGUGCCACGGCAUGCCAGUACAGCACCCGGGUGCCACGGCAUGCCAGUACAGCACCUGGAUGCCACGGCAUGCCAGUACAGCACCCGGGUGCCACGGCAUGCCAGUACAGCACCCGGGUGCCACGGCAUGCCAGUACAGCACCCGGGUGCCACGGCAUGCCAGUACAGCACCUGGCACCCGGGUGCCACGGCAUGCCAGUACAGCACCCGGGUGCCACGGCAUGCCAGUACAGCACCCGGGUGCCACGGCAUGCCAGUACAGCACCCGGGUGCCACGGCAUGCCAGUACAGCACCCGGGUGCCACGGCAUGCCAGUACAGCACCCGGGGGCCACGGCAUGCCAGUACAGCACCCGGGGGCCACGGCAUGCCAGUACAGCACCCGGGUGCCACGGCAUGCCAGUACAGCACCCGGGUGCCACGGCAUGCCAGUACAGCACCCGGGGGCCACGGCAUGCCAGUACAGCACCCGGGGGCCACGGCAUGCCAGUACAGCACCCGGGGGCCACGGCAUGCCAGUACAGCACCCGGGGGCCACGGCAUGCCAGUACAGCACCCGGGGGCCACGGCAUGCCAGUACAGCACCCGGGGCCACGGCAUGCCAGUACAGCACCCGGGGCCACGGCAUGCCAGUACAGCACCCGGGGGCCACGGCAUGCCAGUACAGCACCCGGGGGCCACGGCAUGCCAGUACAGCACCCGGGGGCCACGGCAUGCCAGUACAGCACCCGGGGGCCACGGCAUGCCAGUACAGCACCCGGGGGCCACGGCAUGCCAGUACAGCACCCGGGGGCCACGGCAUGCCAGUACAGCACCCGGGGGCCACGGCAUGCCAGUACAGCACCCGGGGCCAGUACCACGGCAUGCCAGUACAGCACCCGGGGGCCACGGCAUGCCAGUACAGCACCCGGGGGCCACGGCAUGCCAGUACAGCACCCGGGGGCCACGGCAUGCCAGUACAGCACCCGGGGGCCACGGCAUGCCAGUACAGCACCCGGGGCCACGGCAUGCCAGUACAGCACCCGGGGGCCACGGCAUGCCAGUACAGCACCCGGGGGCCACGGCAUGCCAGUACAGCACCCGGGGGCCACGGCAUGCCAGUACAGCACCCGGGGGCCACGGCAUGCCAGUACAGCACCCGGGGGCCACGGCAUGCCAGUACAGCACCCGGGGGCCACGGCAUGCCAGUACAGCACCCGGGGGCCACGGCAUGCCAGUACAGCACCUGGGUGCCACGGCAUGCCAGUACAGCACCUGGGUGCCACGGCAUGCCAGUACAGCACCUGAUUACCAUUGUUAG